This is a messenger RNA of Oryzias melastigma (Indian medaka), 4189 nucleotides long. It is a transcript of the gene capn12, whose product is annotated as calpain 12. Gene Ontology annotation, biological process: proteolysis; negative regulation of apoptotic process. Bases 643 to 2805 code for a protein of 720 amino acids. NCBI's taxonomy places the organism in Eukaryota, Metazoa, Chordata, Actinopteri, Beloniformes, Adrianichthyidae. The record is from RefSeq and is a predicted model, not a curated record. Gene Ontology annotation, cellular component: cytoplasm. The transcript has 22 exons. Gene Ontology annotation, molecular function: calcium-dependent cysteine-type endopeptidase activity; calcium ion binding.
UUCAGGGUGCUUUGAUCAUCUAAUUCUACAUAAUUUAGAUCUGGGGGAAAAAUGCAUUGUUUUUUUUUAAUAAAAUAACAAACCUUCAUAAACAUCUUUCUGUUUUAAAUUUUGAUGUUUUGCUGUAACUUUGUCCAAACUUACAUUUUCACUGUGAAACAGUUUGGUGUGAGUUGUAAAAUCUAUACUGGAGGGCUUUAUUUCUUACAGUUCUUAGAAACUGCAUGUUCCAACGUGAAAUUAUAUGAAAGUUUUUUUUCUGGGAAUUUAUUGAAGUAGGAAGGCCUUCUUCAAUUUUAGCAAUUCUUGGAAUUUCUGUCAAAGUUUUCUGGAAAAUGCAUGACAGCAAACUUAAAGUGCAGGUUGUGAACAGUGGAAGGGUAGUUUUUUUUUUUUGGGAUCCAUCUGCAAAGAGUGGUGCUGAUGGAUUGCAUUAGAGAAUUCAAAGCCUCUGUUGGCAGCGUGUCAUUACUAAGACUCCAGUUUUUGCGCCUCCAGGCGCCAUGCGUAACUUUCCGCUCGGGGAGGCGCUCCAGUGGUCCUGGCUGUGGAUCUGGUGGGUGUGUGCGGACUAUUUAAGCACAUGCCGCUCGCACAUUCUGCAUCCCGUACCUCAGUCGUUUUAGCGCAUCAUUUGGCAGCAUGACUUCCAGCAACGAGACACCCGUCGGGUCAUUUGAGAACCCCAUCAAGUUUCGGGACCAGGAUUACGAAACUCUCCGGGAGCAGAGCCUCAAGUCCAAGAAGCUGUUUUCAGACCCAACAUUCCCAGCUGAGAAGAAGUCCAUCGGGAUGCCUGAAGAUCCCAGUCCAGGAAAGGCAAUCACGUGGAAACGACCCAAGGAAAUCAGUCCGGAUGCUGUGUUUGUGGAGGGCACCACUGGGACCACUGACAUCUGUCAGGGCCAACUGGGUGACUGUUGGCUCCUGGCGGCUUUAUCUGCUCUGACCAUCCACCCGACACUCUUUGUGAAGGUGGUGCCCUCCAACCAAACCCUGAGUGACCCUUACGCAGGGAUCUUUCGCUUUAGGUUCUGGCAGUAUGGUGAGUGGGUGGAGGUGGUUGUGGAUGACAGGCUGCCAGUACGGGAAGGCCGUCUGCUCUUCAGCUACUCUAACACCCGCAAUGAGUUCUGGAGCGCUCUGGUGGAGAAGGCCUAUGCCAAGUUAGUGGGAUCCUACGCCAGCCUGAAGGGGGGUAACAUUUCAGAAGGUAUGGAGGAUUUCACCGGAGGGAUUGCACGCUCCGUUUUGGUCUCCUCUCGUACCCCUCAGGUGCUCUGGAGGUCUCUGACCGCGGCGCUGUCCAGAGGUAGUCUGCUCAGCUCGUUCAUCCAGGCCUGCAACUCCCGUGAAGUUGGGAAAGUGACGGCAGAUGGACUGGUGAAGGGCCAUGCUUACGCCAUCACUGAGACUCACAAAGUGAAGAAAGGGUCAGAGGAGGUUUUACUGCUGAGGCUGAGGAAUCCGUGGGGCUUUAUUGAAUACUCUGGACCCUGGAGUGAUAAGGGCAACGAGUGGAACAGCCUUGACGCAUCAGAGAAGCAACAAAUUGAGCUGAAAAUCAAAGAAGACGGAGAGUUCUGGAUCAGCGCAGAUGACUUUAGCCGAAUCUUCAACGUGGUGGAGGUCUGCAGCGUGAGUCCGGACUCUUUUGAAGAGGGGGAUGCAUCUGCCAGCCCGGGAGGUUGGGUUAUCAGUGAGCACAAAGGAUCCUGGGCACCUGGGUUCUCCGCUGGUGGAAGCCGACGAUACAACAGAUCCUUCUGGAAGAACCCACAGUUCCAGCUGGUGCUCAGAGAGCAGGACCAGGAAGACGAGGAGGACAGUGAGGAGGAAGAGGACGAUAACGACGAUGAAGACAAAAUAGAUGAGGGCAAUGAGAUGAUGAGCUCAGAGGAGAAGACGAGAGUGGAGAAGCAGAAGAAGAGAGCAAAGCAGUGCACUGUUCUGGUGGAGCUUCUGCAGAAAAACGGCAGGCAGAAUGACCAGAUUAACUUUAUGUACAUUGCUUUCCACGUCUACAAGGUUCCUCUUGAGCAACAAGGUAACUGUCUGGACCGCAGUUUCUUCAUGAGUAACCGCCCAGUGGGUCGUUCUGGAAAAUACAAGGCUCAGAGAGGAGUGUGGAGGAAACUGCGGCUGGAUCCCGGGAACUACAUCAUCGUGGGAUCCACGUACCGCCCGGACAAGGCCGGAGAGUUCUUUAUUCGCAUUUUCUCCAAGAUCAAAAACACUCUGGGGACGAAUGAUUUUAGCUGCACCUCCAGCUAUCUACCAGUUAUGGCCGCUCCUGUUUCUCCAGAAGAUCAAAUGCGAGUUGAGAGCACUUUCAAUAAAAAAUCUGGCCCUGAUGGCAGACUCAACGCCAAAGAGGUCAUGAAGAUGUUGAACUCAGUUCUUGAACAAAUAUACCAUCUACCGCUGGACAUUGUCAGACAGCUAAUCUUUGGAAUGAAUACUAAAGGACGAUCCACUCUCAGCCGCAAGCAGGCACAAACCCUGAUGUCUGAUGUGCGCAGUCUGCAGUCCAUCUUUGUCCAGUACGAUGAGGACUCCUCUGGAACCAUGAGCCCCUUUGAGUUCAGCGUGGCUCUGGAUGCUGUCGGGAUGAAGUGCGAUUCGUCUGUGAUGCAGCUGCUGUCGGAGCGGUUUGUGACUGGAGAGCUUCACAUGCCCUUCCAUUGCUUCGUGUCAUGCAUCACCAGGCUCCGCAAGCUCUUUGCUCUGUAUGAAUCAGAGACGAGUGAGGAGGUAAAAAACAGAGGGAUCAAUGCUUGGCUGCUUCGGUUUCUGACCGUGUGAAGACAAAAAAGUACCUGCCAAGACGUGCCCCACGUUUAAAAUGAGCAAAAAGGAUUAUAAACUUGAGUUUACCCAGCUUUUAUUAUUAACAGUUUCUGAAUUUCAUUUCCCACCUUGUUGUCUUUCUGGUUUCUUCACAUAAAAAUCCAUUAUAAGUGAAAUAGUAAAUGUGUUUUAAAAUGUUUAGAGCUUCUUUAAAAAAUUAUACUACAUUUCUUCUUUUGAUACAUCUAAAAAUAACUGUUGAAAUAUCAAAGACAAUUAGCUGUAACCUUUACUUAGGUUUUCAAUAAAGGAAUUGGGUAUGUGUUAAAAAAAGAAGGUUUCUCAACAUUUUUGUAUUUUGACAAUUAAACGUUAAUGUCAAAAUGUUCUGUAGGGGAAGUUGGAAGAAAGAUACUUUAAUUUUAGUAUGCUGGGGUAAAAAAAGGAAAAUAAAGUGUCCGCAAACCAAGUCAGGGGGAAAGAAGUGGCAGUUGGACGAACCUGGAUGAGGACACAGGAAAACAAAGAUCCACAAAAAAUGCAGAGGUACCACUCUGACGGAAAUAAAGUACACAACAAAACGAAAUAACGAGAAAAAUAAAAUUAAAUAUGGCAACAGCCAUUGUCACGUUAAAUCAUAUUAUUAUAUCUUUAAAAGUGAAAAAUCAAAAGAAUAAUUAUUCAGUAAUUCAAUCUGUGAACAAAAAAGUGGUGAAGAACUGGUGGGCAAACAAGCAGCGAUUGAUUGAUUGAUUGAUUGAUUUUCAAUCGCACGAUUUAAUUCAAAAAUAUGAACAUAAUAUAGAAAAAGUGAUAAAGUACAAAAAAUGAGUGGGUAGAAAGAAUACUAGUUCUCCACUGAAUUUGAUAAUAUUUUAUGUAAACAUUUUUACAUAUUGAACGUAUGAUAAUUCUUUAAAUAUACAAGACAAAAAGAAAAAAAAAUCAAUAAAGAUAAGCAUCAAAAGACCUUAACAUUAUUUGUAGACAAUACAUUGUCUAGGUGGGUUUGUUAUUUUAUAAUUUAUACAUUUCCAAGAGUUUCAAGCUUGUUUUUGUUGUUUUAAACUGUGUACCAUCGUUAUUCAUUUUGAUACUAUUAUUCAAGUUAUAGAGGGAUCUUAGUCUCAAUUCAGGGCUGAACAUUCAGUCAAUUAGGAAAUUGAUUUUCUCCAUCAAUUCAUGAAAAUGUAUUAAAUGAAAUUAGCAAACUUUUUUACUCAUGGGGCACAAAGGGUUCUAAACUGGACAGACGGGUCGGAUCAGAUGCAUGAAGUGUUUUGGUAAGCAACUUCAUAUGAGAAAGAAACAAACAUGGAAUCUGGACAAAAACAUGCUAUUUUUAUUCAAAAACGUUGGUUUUAUUCCUGUUUUAGUGCCAAAUGCACUAAUCUGUUGA